Molecule: messenger RNA, 3293 nt
Organism: Stegastes partitus (bicolor damselfish)
Lineage: Eukaryota; Metazoa; Chordata; Actinopteri; Pomacentridae
Gene: tbx6
Product: T-box transcription factor 6
Exons: 8
Coding region: 813-3101 (762 amino acids)
Biological process (GO): regulation of transcription by RNA polymerase II; somitogenesis; morphogenesis of embryonic epithelium
Cellular component (GO): chromatin; nucleus
Molecular function (GO): DNA-binding transcription factor activity, RNA polymerase II-specific; RNA polymerase II cis-regulatory region sequence-specific DNA binding
Source: RefSeq, a predicted model, not a curated record
AGUAGAGGCUGGUCUUCAAGACAUGAAGGGGUGGGUUAAGUCUACACAUUCUUCAUUUUAGCAAAUAAUUACAAAGGAAAAGUGCCAAAAGUAAAAGUUGUGCAUUUAAUUGCUGAUGCAUGAAUGUGUGAACAGCGUUUUAGGUUGUUGCUGGUUGAGAUGGAGCAAAUUUUCAGCACUUUGCAUAUAGUUUGGGUAGUUUAGCUACAGAAUUGUGUGUAAAAUGCUCGUCUGCAAAGCAUCCAGUAAGUAAAGCUGUAAAAUAAGAGUGGGGGGAAGUUUAAAGCAUCAUAUGUGCUGCAGAAAUGUUGUGGAAGAGAAUAAAAAGAUUCAAGUAAAGCAUGUGUAGGUCUAAGUACCAGUAAAGUUAUAUAUUCGGCCUCUGUUGAUGUAAAAUAACACAGAUCACAUAAACGUUCUUUGCAGACUUUGAGGUAAACCCAGAUUUUUCCAGUCACCUGCAGCAGAACCAGUGUUGUUUGUGUUUGUGGAGCAGGGACAGAAGGGGAGCUGAGGGGACAGGGAGGUAGAUGAAGCUGAGUGAAGAUGGGACCAUUUGGCCCGAAUGUGUGAAGAUCCACACACCUAUUUAACAGAGCAGCCCGGCGCUGAGGGCUGUUAUUGUAAAAGGACAGCAGACAGACAGGAACUCAGAGACAGAAGCCAGAGAACAAGAGAAAACUCUAAGAGGAGAUCACCAGAGCAGCCACAUAGGAAUACCUGGACGAGGAUCUUAGAAGGAGCUGAGGAGUGAAAUGCUCCUGUGGGGCAGGUGAAGAGGACGAGUGAAGGAACGAACACUGAGCCGGAGAAUGCUGAGCGUGGAGAUGUUUCCCAGUUUGGCUCUGGGGCCCCAAAGGAUCGGAGACUGUUUUUACAGAGAGCGGGAGCCUCCUGCUCACCUGCCGCUGUUUCCUCCCACCUGUGACGUGGCGGCUGCAGCUCUGCCGCCGAGGCUGCUGGCUCCUCCCCCCGUCCCCAGUGAGCCCACGUCCAAAACCCAGAAAGAUGAGGUGAAGAUGGAGCUGGAGAACUCGUCCUUGUGGAAACAGUUCAGCUCAGUGGGCACAGAGAUGAUCAUCACAAAGAAGGGCAGACGGAUGUUUCCGGGCUUGAGGUUGAAGCUGUCAGGCCUGAAUCCGUCCCUGCGCUACAUCCUCCUCCUGGACAUCGUUCCGGUCGACAACUCGCGCUAUCGUUUCCAAGGCGGCAGCUGGCAGGCUGUUGGCGGGGCCGAGGCGAGGCUGCCGGACCGCGUGUUCAUCCACCCGGACUCACCUGCCACAGGUGCACACUGGCAGAGCCGCACCAUCUCCUUCCACUACGCCAAGCUCACCAACAACACGCUGGACGCACAGGGACAUAUCAUCCUACACUCGCUGCACCGCUACCAGCCCAGACUUCAUGUGAUCGAAGCCAGAGAUGUGUUAAGGUGGGGGGGAGGGCAGCACUCCUUCGUUUUCCCUGAGACCCAGUUCAUCACUGUCACUGCCUACCAGAACAACAAGAUCACGGAGCUGAAGAUCAACUCCAACCCCUUCGCUAAAGGCUUCCGAGAGGACGGCAUGAACAGCAAGAAACAAAGAGAUGCAAGACAGAAACGAAAAAUUUCCAUCUUGACAGAGACUUUGGAUAUUGUGAACUGUGAUCCCUGCGACUCGACUGAGCUCCUGCAGCAGCCCACAGACACCAACACAGACCUGCAGGCCCUCGCUCUGGCCUCCCUGCCUCCACUUUCCGACCCGUCGUGUGGGUUCAGGCCAGAGGAGGCCUCCUAUCAGGACACGCUGGUUCCAGAGCAGCCGCUGGACCUCGGCCAGGCGUUCAUGGCAUCUCAGAUGACUGACAUCAGCAUCACGAUGGCCGGCGGGAUGCAGGACACAGCGGGGAGCGAAGUGGCAAACAAUAUGAUUGAAAGAUCAGACACGAUGGCAGAGCCGACGUUCACCUCCGGCUUCCCUGCUGCUCCACCCAGCUCCUCCUCCUUCCCUCCAGCUCCUCUUCCUCAGCCGUCCUCCUCCUUCUCCUCCCUCCCCGUCCCCGCCUCCUCGGACGCCUCCGACCCCCGGCCCUCCAUCCCCCCCAUCGACUACCCCUCCCUCCUCUCCUCCUCCCCCGCCCUCUCCGUCGCCGCCACCACCCCCUCGCUGCAGCAGACCUCCUUCACCUUCCCGACCCCGCCUCCUUCCAACUCCUCCUCCCCUCAGCCACUCCUUCCGUCGUCCUCCUCCCCUUCCUCCAACACCUACCACACCAUCCCAGAGACCAUCAGCCCCCACGUCCAACCCGACGCCCCCUUCAGCGCCCCGUCUUCCGCCUGCCAGUCGGGUCUUCAAGUCCCGGCUCAUUCUCUGCUCAGCCAGCCGAACCAGCCGCUGCAGGGGGAGCCGGGUGGAAACAACUCGCCCAGUGAUCAGAGCACUGUGGCGUUCAUCUACCCAAACGUCCCGCCGACAAAUCCUGCUCAUCCUCCUCAAAACCAACCAGCAGCUCCGACUCCGCCGUGCUCUCUACCAGCUCACGGCGCCUCCACGUCUUUCGCCUUCCCGUCCGUCCCUCCACACAUGCAGAACCUCUCAUUUCCAAAUGUCUCUCCAAGUCCCGCUCUGCACCUCCCAAAUCUGACCCACCAAGCUCAACCUCCCUCCCUCGCCGCCGCCGCCUUCCCCACCUCCUCUUUCUCUCACCCAUCCUCCUCCCUUCCUCACCCUCCUUUCCAGGCCUCCUCUUGCUUGGCGUCUUCUUUCCAGCAGUCGGCUGGAACUCUUCCUCAGAACCCCUCCUCUUCCUCCUCCGCCUCCUCCUCCUCGUACCCACCGGUUGAAUUAGGAGCCAUCCCUCAGUUCAACCCUGCUCUCCCCUACAGGCCGGAGAUGGUGCUGCACCACCCGUCUCUCCUCCCUCAGCUGGACCCCUCCCUCCCCUCCUCCACCCCUCCUCCAGCCCUCUACCCGGCCUUCCCCUCCUACCCUCUGCGGCUGUGUCAGGACCCCCACCCCUCCCUCUCCAUCCCCUUCAGGCAUCUGUACAGACAGCACCAGCACGGCCACCCCCACCCACAGGGGUCCUACCUGGAUAUGGGCACCAGAGCAGUGUUUUGAAAUACAGUCAUGCUGACAGCGCUUUUAGGAAAAUUAGCAAUUAGUUCGAAGUAGUAGUGUAGUCUUCUGUGUGUGUGUUUUCUCAACAAUUCUGCUGAUGGGAUUGAUGGAUUUGAUACUGAUUUGUAUAUACUUGGUAAAGAUUUUCAAAUAUUCAUUCCAGUGUGAAAAAUAAAAAGUUUCCUUUCCAGG